AUGUCGGUCUCCGCUGUGCUUCUGCUGUGUGUCACUGGACUGCUGUGUCUCUCAUCAGCAUGUUACAUUCAGAACUGCCCGAGAGGAGGAAAACGAGCUUUACUGGAGCCCGGCUCGAGACAGUGUUUGGCAUGCGGCCCCGGAGAUAAGGGCCACUGUUUUGGCCCCAGUAUUUGUUGUGGUGAGGAGAUCGGCUGUCUCAUGGGUUCCCCGCAGAUGGCGCGCUGCCAGGAGGAGGAAUAUCUGCCAUCUCCGUGCCAGACUGCCGGAAAACUCUGUGGCUCUGAUGAGGGUCGCUGCGCCGCUCCAGGAGUCUGCUGUGACACAGAGGGCUGCAAGCUCGACCCAAACUGUUCUGAGGACAGUAAGAGUGACGAACCGGCAGAUCAGAACACAACUAUACUGGGAGCGUCACCUGGAGAACUGCUGCUGCGCCUGCUGCACCCCAACAACAGAAAACACAAUCAAUACUGA
This is a messenger RNA of Myxocyprinus asiaticus (Chinese sucker), 474 nucleotides long. RefSeq names its product vasotocin-neurophysin VT 2. The coding region runs from base 1 to 474 and encodes 157 amino acids. NCBI's taxonomy places the organism in Eukaryota, Metazoa, Chordata, Actinopteri, Cypriniformes, Catostomidae. Gene Ontology annotation, cellular component: secretory granule; extracellular region. Gene Ontology annotation, molecular function: neurohypophyseal hormone activity. The transcript has 3 exons. The record is from RefSeq and is a predicted model, not a curated record.